AUGACAUUCGCCAUCUGGCUGGUGCCCCCCACUGUGGUGGAGUGCGUCUCCCACAGCUUCGAGCGGCGCAAGACGAGGUCCGCGGUCGCGGGGUCGGCGCUGUAUCGCAACUUCAGCUUCCAGAUCGCCUCCCUGUACCUCCUGGCCGUGGGCGGUGUCAUCUGGUACUCCGUCCGGGACAUCCUCGCGAGCCCGCUGUGCGCGGGGCAGAUCCUGGGCGCGACCGUGCCGAAGGUUGCCGUGUACUUCAUGGUGUUCGUGAUCGCCAGGAUUGGCAUAACGCUCCCCAUGCUGCUGCUGCGGCUGUAUGGCCUCUGGCAGGGCGUCCGGCAGCUGACGGGGGCCUCGCCAGAACAGCAGGAGGAGGAGCCGUGCUGGUGGUCCUACGAGGGCACCAACAUCGCAAUCGUGCUCGUGCUCGCGAACAUGUACUCCGUCAUAGCGCCGUGGAUCAUGCCCCUUUGCGCCGUAUACUUCGCCGUGGCCUCCGCGGUGUAUCGUUGGCUUUUCAAGAAUGUGUAUGCUCCCGAGUUCGACGGGGCGGGGCAAUGCUGGAUAGGGUUGUUCAACACUGCCAUGGUGGGCCUUUUCGCAGGUUCGCUGACGCUGUGCGGCAUCGUCGCGCUGGACGGAGUGCUGACCGUGCAGUUCUUUGCGACGUGGCUGCUGCCAGUGCUGAUCGGUCUUUUCCAGGUCAGGUACAACGACGUGUACGGUCGGCUCGCGGAAGUGAUGCCUCUCGAGCUCGCCAUCGAGGUCGAUCGGAACGAGGGGCCGUUGGUUGUGGAGAAGUUCGACCCGAACCUGUACAAGGAUCCAAUGCUGCUCGCAUUCGACCCGGAGGAGACCUCGAUGAGCACCAGCAGCGGAUCCUCGUCCGACGACGACGAGUCUUGA
Prorocentrum cordatum is the source of this 897-nucleotide messenger RNA. NCBI's taxonomy places the organism in Eukaryota, Dinophyceae, Prorocentrales, Prorocentraceae. The record is from the annotation of a GenBank genome assembly.